Paramecium pentaurelia is the source of this 1749-nucleotide messenger RNA. Lineage: Eukaryota; Ciliophora; Oligohymenophorea; Peniculida; Parameciidae. The record is from the annotation of a GenBank genome assembly.
AUGAAAUUAAACUAAAAAUUAUUAGAUAGAUUAGAAGAGUCUUUGGCACAGAGUUUUGUUCAAAAAUAUCAAGAAGAGAAAAAUAGAAAAGUUGCUCCAGAAGAAUUCAUCAGUGAUGAUUAUAAGGGAAAUUUUAGGGUAAGGCAAGUUGGUGAUAGACAAGAAAACAUGAAGAAAAGUAAAUUUGAUGCAAUGUCUACUGCUACAUCAAAUUUCUAUAAAGAGACAACUACACCUAAUUCAUCUAAACCUCAUUCAUCUAUUAAUACUUCUAAAUUAUUAGAAUAAAGUAAGAUUUCUUAACUAAAACAAUCAAUUAUAACUAACAGAAUUACAUCUGCAUAACCUACAAGGCCUUUAAUGAUAAAAAAAUUAUAAAAAAAUACAGAACAAUUAUCAAUAGAAACUAAAGAAUAAAAACCUCCAAUAUUUGCAUUAAAAAGGUUAUCAUCUACCAAAUAGUAACAAUAAGAUGAAGAUAAGUCUAUCACACAGAAUUAGGAAUAAAGUCUCAAUAAUUCUUUAGUGUCUAAACCUUCAAUAUUAAGAAGAUCUUCAUUGACAUCUCAAGGAAAAAAAAUUGAAAUAAAAAAAGAUUAAGAUAUAGAAACAAAGAAAAUAUCUCUAAUAAAAAAUUAAGAAUCUCAAAUAUCAGAACCAGUAUUUUAAUUUUAAAUUGCUAAAAAAAAAAUUGAUGAUAUGAUAUAUGAUAUUAUGGAUAUAGAUACUUUAUAAGAAAUUACAAAAAAAAAUGAAGUACAAAUAUUUCUCUAAAUUUUAGAGUUAGUUUGAUUAAAUUACAUCCAUUUAAUUUAGAUUUAAUACUAUGAAUGAUUCAUUAUAUAUGUUAGGAGAAUACUUAUCAAAUUUACAAGAACUUAAAUUGAAUAAUUCUUAGAUAGAAUCUUUAAGAUUAUUAGGGACUAAAUUGAAUAACUUACAAGUUCUUUGGAUUAGCAAUUCAAAAUUAACUGAUAUUUCUGGUACAACUAUAAUAGUUAUACAAUAUUAGGAAUUAUGAGUAUGCCAAAUCUUUUAGAAUUAUAUUGUUCAUUUAAUAAUAUCAAAGACAUAAGUCCUUUAGCUUUUCAUGAAAAGAUAUCCAUUUUGGAUAUUGAAGGUAAUGAAUUAGCUGAUGAAUUCUAAAUUGAUUAUUUAGAAUCUUUAAAUUUACAAUAAUUAAUCAUUAGUUCAAACCCAUUAAUCAGAGAUGAUUAAUUAAGGGAUAAACUUUAUAAAAAAUUACCAGCUACUGAGAUUUAUAUUGAUGAUAAUGAUAUACCAACAGAAUCUUAAAUUAUUUCAGAGACAAGCCAAAUUAAAUAGCUUUAUGAUAUAGCAGAAAUGAUGGAUUCUAAAUUUGAUGUAUUUUUAUUUACUCAUUUUUAGCUAAUAAAAGUAGAGGAAUUAAAGGAUCUAGAAGAAAAAGUCAAAUAUUAAUUAGAUAAAGAUUUAUUAUAAGAACCUGAUGAAAAUAGAAUAUUGAGUUUAUCGAUCAAAUAAAAGCCUCUUGAAAAGUCAAAAUUAAAGCGACCAUAAACUGCCCAGGUUCAAUAAACAUUUACUGUAAAGAAUUAAGUUUUAUACAACAAGCCCGAUCCCACCUCAGAAUUAGUUGGAUUAGAAGAAGCUUUUGCAGGAAAUCCCUUAAAAGCUGCCAAAAAAUACAAAUAAAAUAAAGAAUAAAUUUUUGAUCCUACUGAUAGGAAGAGUAUUGACAUAUAAACUUUAUUAAAUAAGUUCAAAUGA